GAAGGCACCGAGCCGUCGCUCCGCCGAGGAAUAGUUGGCGGGAUCGAGCGAUGCUCCAGUUAAACUUCUGUUGCUGCUGCUUCUUCGCCUUCUUCUGCCGGCGAUGGUGGGCGUUGCUGCUCCUUCAGCUGCACAUGUUGCAAGCGCUGGCUCAAGAUGACGUUGCGCCCUAUUUCAAGACGGAGCCGGGCUUGCCCCAGAUUCAUCUCGAGGGAAAUCGUCUCGUGCUCACGUGCCUGGCAGAAGGAAGCUGGCCUUUGGAAUUUAAGUGGCUGCAUAACGACACGGAAACCACCGCCUUCUCCAGCGAAUACAAGUACGCCAUCCCAUCCUUGCAAAGAUCCGAUGCUGGCUUUUAUCAGUGUGUGGUGAGGAACAGAAUGGGGGCACUCUUGCAACGAAAAUCCGAAGUCCAAGUGGCAUACAUGGGGAAUUUCCUGGAUGUCGACCAGAGGAAAACAGUGUCUCAAGGGCAAGCUGCGGUGCUCAACUUCCCGCACAUCUCCAGCUACCCUCGACCUCAAGUGACUUGGUUUAGAGAUGGCCACAAGAUUAUCCCAAGCAGCAGAAUAGCGAUCACUGUAGAGAAUCAGUUGGUCAUCCUUGCAACAACGGCGGCGGACGCAGGGGCCUACUAUGUCCAGGCGGUCAAUGAAAGAAAUGGAGAGAACAAGACAAGCCCAUUUAUUUUCCUGAGCGUGACAAGUAGCACAGACCCUUCAGAACCGCAAUCUCCUGUGAUUGUAAUACCGCCGGUCAAUACUAGCGUGGUAGCCGGAAGCAGUGAAGUCGUUCUGGAAUGUGUAGCCAAUGGCAGGCCUAUGGAGAAAUUAAGCAUAGCCUGGAAGAAAAAUGGAGUCAAAAUAACCAGCGGAGUUAGCAGUUUUGGGAGACGCCUCACCAUCGCCAACCCAACCUCCGCUGACAUUGGGAUGUACGUCUGCGAGGCGCAGCUGAGAGAGAGCCCGGCAGAGCCAGAGAGAGCGAAAGCUUUCCUGUCUAUCCUGGAGCCGCCAUAUUUUACCAUUGAACCAGAAACCCGAAUUGUGGCCGAAGUGGAGAAGACAGUGGAUAUCUUAUGCCGGGCAAUGGGAGUCCCACUUCCUGCUCUGGUGUGGUACAAGGAUGCUGUCCCUGUUCACAAGCUGUCGAACCCUCGCUACAAAGCCCUCCUCAACGGAAGUCUUCAGAUCCAGCAGCUGCAGCCCGAUGACUCUGGAAUCUUUCAGUGUGUUGCGAAGAAUGAAGCUGGGGAGAUUCUGAGUUCUACCUUCCUUGAUGCUACCAAUAUCGCGCCCACUUUUAUCCAUCCGCCAGCGGACACAACAGUUACAGAAGGGAUGACUGCAGUUUUAAGAUGCGAAGUUUCAGGGGGCCCCAAGCCUGCUAUUGCAUGGAAACGGGGGAGCCAGACUUUGGCCAGCGGCUCGGUUCAGAUCCCUCGGUUCAUUCUCCUCGAAUCCGGUGGGCUCCAGAUAACACCCGUCUUCCUGCAAGAUGCUGGUAACUACACAUGCUGCGCAGUCAACUCCGAAGGAGACCUGAACGCUUCUGCCGCUCUCACCGUGUGGAAUCGCACUUCCAUCGUCCACCCUCCGGAGGACAGCACCGUUAUUAAGGGGACCACAGCUACAUUGCGCUGCGAGGCGGCCCACGACCCAAGGAUUUCAAUCAGGUAUGUUUGGAAGAAGGACAACGUUGUCAUAAAUCCAUCUAGCAGCUCCCGAAUCGCCAUCGAGACAGACGGGACCCUCAUCAUUAGCCAGACAUGGUCCGGUGACAUCGGGGACUAUACGUGUGAGGUCACUUCCUUUGGAGGAAACGAUUCCAGAGUGGCUCGGAUGGAAGUGAUUGAACUGCCUCACCCCCCUCAAAACCUUCUGGCCACCUUGAAUUCUUCCUUCAGCCGCAGCGUGAUCCUUUCUUGGGUGCGCCCCUUUGACGGAAACAGCCCUGUGCUUUACUACAUCGUAGAGCUCUCCGAGAACAACUCUCCAUGGAAAGUGCACCUACCUGAUAUCGAUCCAAAGAUGACCAGCAUCACUGUGGGUGGACUAACGCCGGCCCGCACCUACCAAUUUCGAGUGUGUGCCGUUAACCAGGUGGGCAAGGGCCAAUACAGCAGAGAGACCAGCAGAUUGAUGCUACCUGAAGAACCGCCAAGUGCUCCACCUAAAAACAUCGUGGCUAGUGGACGGACCAAUCAGUCUAUCAUGGUCCAGUGGCAACCGCCUCCCGAAAGCGAACACAACGGGGUUCUCCAUGGAUACAUCCUCCGGUACCGCCUGGCAGGUCUCCCCGGGGAGUACCAAUACAAGAACAUCACCAGCGCGGAGAUUAACUACUGCUUGAUCCAAGACUUGAUCAUCUGGACUCAGUAUGAAAUCCAGGUAGCCUCGUACAACGGAGCUGGCCUGGGCGCCUUCAGCAGAGCAGUCACGGAAUACACUUUGCAAGGAGUGCCUACAGCGCCCCCGCAGAACGUCCAAGCAGAAGCUGUGAACUCGACUACCAUUCGGUUCCUGUGGAACCCUCCUCCACAGCAGUUCAUCAAUGGGAUCAACCAAGGAUACAAGCUCCUGGCCUGGCCGAUCGAUUCGCCCGACACGCUGACCACUGUCACCAUCACUCCUGAUUUCCACGGCGUUCACAGUGGCUACAUCACCAACUUGAAGAAAUUCACCGCCUACUAUACGUCAAUCCUUUGCUUCACCACCCCGGGGGACGGGCCGCGGAGCCCACCGUUGCUGCUGAAGACUCAUGAAGACAAGCCAGGAGCUGUGGGGCAUUUGAGUUUCACGGAGAUUCUGGACACUUCGCUCAAGGUCAGCUGGCAAGAACCUGUGGAGAAAAACGGCAUCAUUACAGGCUACCAAAUCUCCUGGGAGGUCUAUGGCAGGAACGAAUCCCGUCUCGCUCGCACUCUCGCUAACACAACCCUUGAGGACAAAAUUACAGGCUUGUCGUCUCUCACCACCUACACAAUCGAGGUGGCGGCGAUGACAGCAAAAGGGACCGGCGCAGUCACUUCCUCCACCAUCUCAUCAGGCGUCCCCCCAGAGCUUCCCGGCGUGCCAUCCAAUUUAGUCAUCUCCAACAUCAGCCCUCGCUCCGCCACGCUUCAGUUCCGGCCUGGAUAUGAUGGAAAAACCUCCAUCUCCAAAUGGAUAGUGGAGGGCCAGGUCGGCGUAAUAGGAGAGGAAGAGGAAUGGGUGACUCUGUGCGAGGUGGAGAAAGAGUCGGAUGCUCAGACGCUGGAGAUCCCAAACCUCACACCUUAUACAUAUUACAGGUUCAGGAUGAGGCAGGUGAACAUCGUCGGGCAGAGCCCUCUCAGCCAGCCAUCUCGCAUCAUCCAAACGCUCCAGGCACCACCGGACGUUGCGCCAGGGAGCGUGACCGUGCGCACGGCCAGUGAGACCAGCUUGUGGGUCCGGUGGGUGCCUCUCCCUGAUACACAAUAUAAUGGAAAUCCCGAGUCGGUAGGCUACAGGAUCAAAUACUGGCGUGCGGAUGCGCAGUCUCCGGUGCUCGUAAAGGUCAUUGGCGAUCGUCUGGAAAGGGACCACACAAUCGAGGAUCUUCAGGAGUGGAUGGAAUACGAGUUGCAGAUCCAAGCAUUCAACGCCAUUGGGGCAGGGCCCUGGAGCGAGGUGGUUCGAGGCUGCACCCGGGAGUCAGUUCCUUCGGCUCCCCCUGAGAACGUGUCGGCCGAAGCUGUGAGCUCCACUCAGAUCCUCCUGACAUGGGCAGCCGUGCCUGAACCGGAACAAAACGGGCUUAUUCUUGGCUACAAGGUUUUGUUUCGGGCGAAAGACACAGAAAGCAAACUGAGCAGUCAAGUGGUACGGGGAAACCACACCCUUUCCUUCCUUCUGGCUGGGCUGCGCAAGUAUGUGCUUUACCAGAUUCAGGUGCUGGCCUUCACACGCAUUGGCGACGGGGUUCCCAGCUCUCCUCCAAUCAUCGAGAGGACGAAAGAUGAUGCCCCAGGCCCCCCUGUGAGGUUGGUGUUUCCCGAGGUGAGAUUGACGUCUGUCCGUGUCGUUUGGCAACCUCCUGAAGAGCCCAACGGGAUUAUUCUUGGAUAUCAAAUUGCAUACCGAUUGGCAAGCAACAGCCCCAACAAGUUCAUCACAGUAGAAGUCGGCUCUACGGUCAGACAGUUUAUGGCCACUGACCUCCUCCCCGAAUCGGCGUACAUCUUCCGGGCGUCUGCCAAGACCCGUCAGGGCUGGGGCGAGCCCUUGGAAGCCACGGUCAUCACUACUGCAAAAAGAGAACGGCCAGAGCCUCCCAGAGAACUGAGAGUCCCCCAGUUGGAAGUGACGUCCCGCAGUUUGCAGCUCCACUGGCGUCCAGGAAGCGACGGUUCUUCUCCGAUCCGGUACUUCACGGUGCAAAUCAAGGAGCUGCCAGACGGUGACUGGCAGACAUACUCCUCUUCCAUCAGCCACGAAGCUACCUCCUGUUUUAUUGACAGAUUGAACCCGUUCACCUCCUACAAGUUACGUCUGAAAGCAACCAACGAUAUCGGAGACAGCAGCUUUGGGCCAGAGACAGAAGCCGUGACAACUCUGCAAGAUGUUCCAGGAGAAGCUCCAAACUCUGUGUCGGUGACCCCUCAUACGACAUCCUCCGUCCUCGUGCAAUGGCAGCCUCCGAAGGCCGAGAGCCUGAAUGGUCUCUUGCUGGGAUAUCGCAUUUAUUACCGGGAGUUAGAAUACGAAAGCUCCGGACCGGAGUCCAAGACAAUCAAACCCCCUUUGGCUUUACGAGCAGAGCUGACACCCCAAAGCAUUUUCAAGACUGUGAACAGCAGCUCUGUAUUAACGACAUAUGAAUUAACACAGCUGAAAAAAUACAAGAGAUACGAAGUGGUCAUGACAGCCUACAACAUCGUCGGGGAGAGUCCAGCUAGCGCCCCUGUGGAAGUCUUCGUUGGCGAAGCAGCGCCAGCCAUGCCUCCCCAGAACAUCCAGAUAAACCCUCUUUCCGCCAGCCAGCUGGAAGUCACCUGGGAGCCGCCUCCUGUGGAGAGCCGGAACGGGAACAUUCAAGGAUACAAGGUCUACUACUGGGAAGCGGACAGCCAGAACGAGACAGAAAAAGUGAAGGUCCUCUUCCUCCCAGAGACCAGCAUCCGGCUGAAGAACCUGACCAGUUACACCAAGUACCUGGCUCGCAUCUCGGCUUUCAACGCGGCAGGGGACGGACCCAAGAGCAGCCCUUCGCAAGGCAGGACGCAUCAGGCUGCCCCCAGCGCCCCCACCUUCCUGGCCUUCUCCGAAAUCACAUGCUCGACCCUCAACGUGUCGUGGGGGGAGCCGGCCGCAGCCAACGGCAUCCUGCAGGGCUACCGGGUCAUCUACGAGCCGCUAUCCCCAGUUCAAGGGGUGAGCAAAGUGGUGACUGUUGACAUCAAGGGGAAUUGGCAACACUGGCUGAAAAUCCGAGAUCUUACCAAGGGAAUUACGUAUUUGUUCCGCGUGCAGGCAAGGACCAUCACCUACGGACCCGAACUGCAAGCCAACGUCACAGCGGGGCCAGCAGAGGGAUCCCCCAGUCCUCCUCAACACAUCGUGGUUUCGAAAACAACCUCCGGCCUGACUUUGUACUGGACCGAGGGAGUCUCAGGAAAUGCGCCCACCACCGGCUACGUCAUAGAAACUAGACCCUCAGACGAAGGACUGUGGGACCUGUUCGCCAAGGACAUCCCUCGCAGCGCCACCUCCUACUCGGUCGGCCUCGACAAGCUGAAACAGGGAGUGAGCUACGAAUUCCGAGUGGUGGCCGUGAACGAGUUUGGCUACGGAGAACCCAGCAUUCCUUCUGUGGCUGUAUCAGCUCAGCUGGAUUCUCCUUUCUACGAAGAAUGGUGGUUUCUGCUGGUCAUAGCCCUUUGCCUCCUCAUCUUCCUCCUGCUGGUCGUUUUCACGCUCCUCCUGUACAGCCAGGCCAAGAAGUAUAAAAACUGCAACAUGGGGAAAAACAUCUCCCACACGGAGGAGUCUGUCACCCUGGAUAAUGGGGGGUUUACGGCCCUGGAGCUCAACAGCCGACACCUCAAUGUCAAAAACACUUUCUCCAAGAAGAACGGGACGAGAUCCCCUCCCCGCCCCAGCCCUGGAGGACUGCACUAUUCAGACGAGGACAUUUGUAACAAGUAUAAUGGAGUGGUGCUGACGGAAAGUGUGGCCCUCAGCGAGAAACCCUUGGACGCUUCGGAAUCAGAGGCGACUGAUUCAGACUACGAAGACGAGCUACCGAAGCACUCCUUCGUGAACCACUACAUGAGCGACCCCACCUACUACAACUCGUGGAAGAGGCAGCAGAAAGGCACGAAGCAUCCGGCACCAUACCGGUAUGAGGAGUGCGUGGCGGGUGAGGCGGAGCCUUACUUCCAGACUGUCAUCACGACACAGAGUUCAGGGGGAGUUUACACCCCGACUGGACAGGCCCCCCCAGGCUCACGGACUCCAGUGACAGGUUUCUCCUCUUUUGUCUGACGCCCGGGAGGGACAGGACAGCAGACAGCACUGCUUGGACCGCCUGCCAAGUUUGGAACAGCUGCCUCCACCCAAUCAGAGGACUGUAUGCGUGAGCAUAGGUGCAGUGAACUGUGGGUAAAUUUCUCUUAUCAGGGUAGAAUGGAUGUAAAUGUGAAUGUCUAUUUUUCCCCCCCAAGACAAUCAACUCAUUAAUCACAUGGAGCAGAAUUAGUUGAACUUGUUUUUAUUUUAUUUUUUCUAAAAAAGAAAUGGAAGAAAAAAAAUCCACAAACUAUCAAGAAAUGACAUUUCUAACCACUGGACCGUUGGUGGGAUAUGAUUUAAAGGAGUGUUUUCUUUCGUUUUAUCCUUUCUCUCUCUUUUUUUAAGGACAACAAAAAUGCUUUUAUAACUCUGAUUUGGAAAGCAGUUUAUUAUUGGGGGUUUCCUCCCCUUUUCCUUGCCUUUUCCUUUUCCCUCACAAACAAGGAGAUGAAUUCCACACUUCUAGAUAGGUAGCGCUAUUGUAAUGCAGCUGAAGGUGAAAGUAAACAUUCUAUCGAGCAGACCCCUUCCUUUCUGUUUCAUCCCAGUCAGGUAGGAAAACACAAAGUGUAUGUGAGUCAGUGGGUGGGGGGAGACAUUUUAGGAACGGUUCUCUAUCCCCACUUCCCCUUCUCCUUGCUCCUUCCCAACACCGUCUGAUUCGCUUUCUCUGAAUGUCACAUUUCUCCCCAUGCCUGCGAGGUUCCAUCGCUGGUGGGUUUUGAUCAAACUUAUCUCCUGCCUUCAUUUCGAUUCUGUUCCAGCUGAGCUUGCUGUGUUCCUUUAAAAAAAAAAAAAUUCCCCCGCUCCAGGGGAGUUCCUAUGUCAGCUCAAAAGCACUGUGGAUAGCGGUUGGGGCUGAAGCGGUUGGGGGGAAACAUUUUGCUCUUAUCGAGGGUCCUCGGAUACCUCCCUUUGUAGAUUGCAUGUGCCAAUGUCCAUUGUAAAUCCAAAAAAGAAACACACACCCACACACAAACACGCAAAAGGCAGCCGAGCGAGAAGAGGGCCUUUUGAACGAACGUGACAUUUAGGAAUUCGCGGGGGAACGCGCCGGUUGAGCAGCGCUUCUUUGGUUUUCAAAGGUGUCCUUCCACGCAGAGGAAACCAAUCAGCCUUCCCUCACCCCUUGCCGGCUCCCAAAAAAGAAGUACAUGUUGUUAACACCAAAAUGGUUUGAUUUUUUUUUUAAAAGAAAUGUAUAUUUUUAAUGAUUUCCUUUUUAAAAAAUACAAAGACACGUCAUACUCUG
Molecule: messenger RNA, 7788 nt
Organism: Heteronotia binoei (common prickly gecko)
Lineage: Eukaryota; Metazoa; Chordata; Lepidosauria; Squamata; Gekkonidae
Gene: SDK1
Product: sidekick cell adhesion molecule 1
Exons: 47
Coding region: 51-6509 (2152 amino acids)
Molecular function (GO): protein binding
Source: RefSeq, a predicted model, not a curated record